Molecule: messenger RNA, 1063 nt
Organism: Chaetura pelagica (chimney swift)
Lineage: Eukaryota; Metazoa; Chordata; Aves; Apodiformes; Apodidae
Gene: TXN2
Product: thioredoxin 2
Exons: 3
Coding region: 1-459 (152 amino acids)
Biological process (GO): cell redox homeostasis
Cellular component (GO): mitochondrion
Molecular function (GO): protein-disulfide reductase activity
Source: RefSeq, a predicted model, not a curated record
AUGGCCCAGAGGCUGGUGGUCCGGCGGCUGCUGUCCCUCACCUCCAAGACACUGCCCCCACAGGGCUCUCUGGCACCCCGUGCUCCCCCAGCACCUCCUGGCAGGACCUUCAGCACCUCAGCAAGUUGCAGGAGCACCUUCAAUGUGCAGGAUGGCAGCGACUUCCAGGACCGGGUGGUCAACAACCCCAAGCCCGUUGUGGUGGACUUCCACGCACAGUGGUGUGGCCCCUGCAAGAUCCUAGGCCCCAGGUUAGAGAAGAUGGUGGCCAAGCAGGAGGGGAAGGUGCUGAUGGCCAAAGUGGACAUUGAUGAUCACACAGACCUUGCUAUUGAGUAUGAGGUGUCCGCAGUGCCAACCGUGCUGGCUAUGAAGAAUGGAGACGUUGUGGAUAAGUUUGUGGGGAUAAAGGAUGAGGAUCAGCUGGAGGCAUUCCUCAAGAAACUCAUCGGAGCCUGAAGUAAAAGGGUGGCUAUACCUCUGCCUCUGGACAUGUCCACAUCGUGCAUUCCGUGCUAGGGAGAGCUGAACUGCCUGCCUGGGGUUUUCUUCUGGUUUGUUUUUUUUUGGGAUGGAUGGUGUUGUAAUCCUUCCCUCCCACUCCCCCUUCUCUCGAGCAGCAGUAGUUGUAAAAAGCGCCGAGGAGCAGGGCUGCUUAUUCUCAAAAUGGGGAAUGCAGCUGGAAUUAGGAGCUCUUUGUUUAUCAGCAAAGAGCUGACGUGCAGAGCUGCUGCUGAGUUAAGAGGAGGAAUGUUUUUCUCUUUGCCUAGCAUCUGAUAGCCCAGAGCAGAGGGCAGCUGCUCCCUGCAAGAUGUGGGUACAUACCUACCCUGGGUGGGUUUGUUUAAAACUGAGAAUGCCUCUGCCUUGUCUGUGAAACCUAUCUCUUUGUCCCUCUGUUCUUGUGUUGCUGGGACAGGUACAACUCCUCCACAAAUCCAUGGGCUCCCAUAGUAAUUUUUUAAGAGAAAAUAGAAGUAUUUUAUGGAUCUCCUUUUGUAGGCCUAUAUUAAAGAGAAAUUUAUCGGUCACUGCUGUCUAGCUGGAGAAUAAAACUUAAUUC